AUGGCAUUUCGUAGAGCACGACCCCCUAAUCAAACAACUUAUAGAUCAGCUACGGAUAAAGAACUCGAGCUAGAGCAAAUUAACCAAGAACUCCAGGAGGUAUUACAAUCAGAGGUAGCUAUCAACAAAUCGAAUGAGAAAUACAUAAAUGAGCUAGAGCGCAAAUAUACCAGAUGUGAGAAUGAAAUUCAAUCCCUCAAUAAAGAACUGGAACGGCUCGAGAAUGCUUCAGAGGAAGAGAAGGCAGAGUUGAGAUUGGAGAUAUCGUCUCUUAAAAAAAGCUUACACCGAGCCACAAAGGAAGUUCGGGAGAUUAAAUCCUAUAACGUUAAUCUGGAACAGCAGUUACAAGAAUGUUAUGAGAUUAUAUCCAGUUUGAAACAGAAAAUCAAAGUUAUCUCAUCCCGUGAAAAUUCACCAAUUCGUGGACAUUCUCCGGACCAAGAUAUAACAUCAGAUAAUAUGGCUCGCACUAGACCAGCUAGAACUAUUGAAGAUUACUUGGCUGAUACUCAAGAUGGUAUACGACAAAUCUUAGCACAAUUUACUCCAACAAAUCGUCUUCGUGCACCCACAGAAAGAAUAGUUGAUAGACUUGAUGGAUACUUGCGUGAUAUUAGACAGCUUACUGGAGAUUCGCGUCAACAAUAUGAUCAACUUAAUAGACGACAUGUUACUCUAGUUCAAGAUCAUGCUCAGCUUACUACACGCCACAAUAACUUGCAACAAAAUGUGAAUAAUAUCAUAAAUGAGCGAGAUUCUCUGUUAGCUCAAACAAAUCUUGAUCAGCAAAAUCUUAACAUAUUAGGCCAGCAAAAUAUUGACUUUCAGAGGCGUCUCUAUCAUAGCGAUUUAUCACUUCGAAUUCUUGAGAAAAAAAGGACCAGAGAUUUGCGUGAAAAAAUUGCAAGCCAUACCUUAAAUCGUUAUCUAACUACUGCUUUGAUAGAAUUAAAACAAAAAUAUAAUCGGCGGGGUGAUACAUGGCGGAAUGCUAGCUUGGCAUGGAAUAGACAAUGCAAGCUCAAGCGGGCUCUUGAAAAAUUAUAUAAGGCAGAAAUUUACCGAUUGCAACGGGAGCUACGGAAUUUCAAAAAUCAAAAGGCUCUUGAUGACAAUAGACAAGAACAGAUUCUUACAGAUUUAGAGAUUGCUGAGGAUGACCUCAAUAUCGAACAGAACCAAAAUAUCGCCAACCAGCAAUUAAUUUUGAAUUUGAAUCAACAAAUUUUUGCGCUUCAGAAUAAUCUACCUAUAAAUAACCAAUAUAGAGGAAUGGCAGGAUACGCACCACCCCUAUUUUAUGGAAAAGCUGGAGAAGAUCCUGAAGAAUGGAUUAGAGAUUUUAGACAAUAUUGUGAAGCAUCUGGACUUGAUCCACUUGCAGACGCUCGAACCAGAGUAAGAAUUCAUGGACUUUUUGAGACUUGUUUAAGAGAUGAUGCAAAAGAUUUUUAUGAAACUCAUCUCAAGAAUAAAAAUUGGGAAUUGCAAAAUAUUAGUGACAAUACAGGCCUUGCAGAUCUUGGUGCUAUCAAUGGGUUGGCCAACAAUAAUGCAUUGCGUGCUAUUAAUGCCAAUCAGUUUAGAGGCGGAGCUCUUCAAAUAAGAAAUACAGUUCCAGCUGACAACAAUGCAAUUGCUACACCAUUGGUGCCGUCACAUAUUGUUUUUGAUGAAGAUUGGUUAAUAGCAGGUGGACAACCAACAGAUUUAGCUCCCAAUGCUCCCAAUGCUAAUGCAGGAGGUAAUACUAUUGCCCCUGGUAUUCGUAUUGGACAAGUAAUAUACUGGCUCAGAACAAAUUAUCCAACGAUUACUGCUGAAAAAUCAAAAGUUGUAUUUAAUAAUAUUACUCAAGGAACUGAUCCUAUAGGCCGAUUCUAUGCACAAUUAAAAAGAAUGGUUGUACUCGCUUAUCCAGCACUCCCAGCAUUAAAUCGGGAAGAAAUGAUUAGACAACAAUUCUUUCAAGGUCUUUCCCCUGACAAUAAAUUAGAAGUAAGACGUAUUGGUCUUGAAAAUCCAAUUUCCACUUUAUUACCAAAAUUAGAACAAAUUGAAAGACAGAAAGCUGAAUUGAUGUUAGGGCAGUACGAUCCCAAUUCUCAUCCAGUCACUUCUCGUUCACGAUCUACAGCUAAUACAAAAGAUCCUUAUAUAACAAGUAACACAGGUAUGACCAAAGACGAAAUGGAAAACUUUGUAAAAUCUAUUAUAGCUUCUACACAAUCUCAACCCAUUUCUCUGCAGACAGCUUCUCAAUUGCAAAAUAGGCAGUUGGUACGGCCCAGUCAAAUGGUGCCAGGUGAAAUUUAUAGAGAUCCAAAUUUGCGGUUAAAUGAUCAAGAAUGGCUUCGAAUGGAUGAAGCGACAAAUCGUCUUAGUGCUCUAGCAGGUCCAUCUACUUUACAAUCAUUAAUAGAUACAAUUACUAAAGGAGUAGUUGAUAAAUUUUCUUCCUUCUUGCCUAAGAAAAAUGGAGGAAAUGCAUCAAAAAAUGUUGAAGUCGACUCGGAUGAAGAACUGGCUAAUCGUAUGAGUAAGUUGUCGAUAAAUAAGGCUAUAUCUAGACAGGUCAAGAAGGAGAUUAAGAAAACAUCCCAACACAGAUGCUCAGGAUGCCAUAGAAUUGGUCAUCGUUCAAAUUCUCCUAAAUGUCCGAAAAAUAAAAAGAAGAGCAGAUCCAGAAAGAAAGUAAAGCGGAAGGGUAGAUCGUCCUCUAAGAAAAUACCUAAAUCUCAUAAGACUAAACAGAAAGGUGUUGCCACCUCUAGUAAGUCUCAAAAUAAAGUGACUACCCUUGAGCAGAAUAUUCGUCGAAUUUUGUUAGAUAUGCUUGAAAAGGUCUUACUCCCACAUCAGUUAGAGAAACUUAAACCCGAAAACAAAAAUUUAGCUAUUCCAGAUUUCACUGCAGAGCAGGGCACUUCGUGCUUAAAUCACCGAGAACCAAUAUCAGAGAUACCCGAAUCAGAUGACGAAGAGGAGACGCUGAACGAUCCUAUGGAGAUUGAUUUUGUCCGUCGAAAAGAACCGGUAAUUAGUAUUGCAACUAUACCAGUUAAAAUCAAACGCUUAAAAAUUCCAGCAUUAGUACUAGAUAGUGGAGCUGAACCUCCAAUUACAUCGGAAGACAUUGUUAAACGUGUAAAUUGGCCAAUUGAUAAAUCAGAAAAAUAUGAUCUUAGUGGAGUUGCUACAGUUCCAACAGAAUCUAUUGGUAUUGCUCGUAAUUUCCCAAUAACAUUUCCUCCAGGUUUUACUAUACGUGAAGAUUUUGUAGUUGUACGUGUUCCUAAACCGACAUUAAUAUUUCCAAAUCCGCUUCUCAAAAAAUAUAAAUGUGCUGUAGACUGGGGUAAUGAUAAAAUGAAGAUUCACCAUAAUGGAGAAGAUUUUAUUAUUCCGGUUACUAUGCAUAAAGUCAAGAAUAAACUUGAAAUAAAUUGCGCUACCACAUCUCAGAAUGAUAAACCUUUGGUAUCCGAUCAAAUUUCUCAAGAGGUCGAUAGUAAUGAGGGGAAUAAUGAACCAUUGGAGGAGGAAUGGCACGCUCCUGCGGGUUUUAGCCUAGAUUCUAAGAAUUCGACUUUAAAAAAAAAACGCAUGAGCUAUGAGGAGUUAGAAAAAUCGCUAUAUACUACUCUCGAGUCUAAAGCUGAAAUAAAUGAUCUUUGUGAAAAGUUGCAAAUGCGUUAUGAAAAGCUACUCUCACAAACGGGGCAAAUGCAAGGUGCUAAUAUGGCUAAUGUAUAUACAUUACAAAAUAUUAAAGGCCAUCGACUUGGUAGUAUACGUGAAGAGGAGCUAGAAAAAAUACUACAUGAUACUAUCAAAUCCAAAGCUGAAAUUAAUAAGCUUAGUGAGAAAUUGCAGGAUAAAUACAUAAAGCAAAUAAAGGCGUUUGAUCGAGAAAGAAAGGGGUGGAAUCGGGAUUCGUUACGAAAUAAUACUGAGAUUCAAAAGUUACGCACCCAUGCUUUGCAGGUUAUUAACGAGCAUAAGCAACUACAAAAUGAAAAUACUAACCUUAUUUCUCACAACGCACAAAAGAAUAUUUUUAUUGCUGAAACCAAGGCCGAGAAUGUUACAAAAUCCAAGAAAAUUAGAUCGCUCGAGUCUAUGAUCAAGAUAUUGGAAGGUAAGUUGUCUUCAGCCCAGAAAGAUGUGAUUUCGAUUCAAAAUGACUCAUCGAAAAAAGAAACCGAGAUCACGUCGCUUAAAUCUAAAAUAGCUGAAGUAGAACAUGAGUUAGCUUCAAAAGUCAGUGAACUUGAGUGUCUGAAAUCGGAGGCUAUAUCAAACCCCAUACUUGGUAGAAACGAUGAAAAAAAUAUGACCAAGUCUGUCUCACGGAGUGAGGAUGCUAUCGCAUCUGAUAUAUCUGCAGUAUUGCAAAGCAGACCGUUAGGCGAUGAAUCAGAGAUUCGAGGCUAUGCCUCAUCCAGUAAAGAUCUCAGUCAAUAUUUUCUACGCAGAAAAAAUGAUACCGAGAUUAUUCCCAAGGUAAGUGACGAAAUCGAUAUUAGCAAAACUAACAACAACAUACUUCAAGAAAUACCAAACAUGACUCCUUACCUUGCACAGCCAGAAAAUAAUACAUCCUCUUUGAUUGAACCACAUUCUCAAAUCCCGAUAGGAGGAAUAGGAGCCAUCCCUGCUGUGGCAAGCACUUUAAUGUCACGGCUAUCAGCAUAUAUUUUUCUUGUUCUGCUAAUUAUUGCGGUUGUGUGGUUUGUGAGACGCACAUGGGGAUUUGAGAGGAAAAGUGAGCGGUUACGGGAUAUGUGGAUCGGGUAA
Molecule: messenger RNA, 4803 nt
Organism: Paraglomus brasilianum
Lineage: Eukaryota; Fungi; Glomeromycota; Glomeromycetes; Paraglomerales; Paraglomeraceae
Source: the annotation of a GenBank genome assembly